CCGAAAUCCAUUUCAUCCGUUCUCUCAUUUUCAUUUUUCAGCCCACGGACUUCCCGCUUCCGGCGCUUUGUCAAUCUCCCCAAAACAAAAGAAAAAGAGAGAGAAAGAACUUGUAACUUUCAAAAUAUUUAUUGCCAAUCUUGUAGUUCAGUUCCUUCAGAUCUUCUUCUCCAUUAUUCCUCAACCAGCGCCUCUGUCCUCUCAGAUCUCUUCUUGCAGCAGCCUGCAUUAACUCCUUAAAUUCUCACACCCCACAAGUGUAGAACAUCCAAAAUUAUAGGUCCAUGUUUUGAUGAGCUGGAGCCCAAACUUGUCUUGCUUUCAUUAUGGAAAAGGAAGAAUUGACUGAGAAAAGUAGAACAAAUUCUCUAACUGCUGAAGAGAAAGAACUUGUUGUUCAGAAGGAAGAUCGAGGGGAACCAUUUAAGGAGAUGGAAUCUCUAAAUGCCAAUGCCAGUGAGUAUAGUCCUAAGUUUAACAACGAUAGUCGGAAAGAUGAAUUGGGUGAUAAGAUGGAUGGUACUGAAGGUCAGGAAGAAAAGGUAGGCAAUGAGGUGAAUGAUCUGGAUGAAAAGAUGGAUGUGGGUAGGGUUUUGCGGCCCAAAUCUCAAGAACAAAAGUUGGAAAAUGAUAGUGGCCAAGCUGACUUUGGUGACAAGAUGAAUGAAAGCAGGGAUUUAGGUGACAAGAUGGGUCAGAAUAGGGAUUUGGAGUCUAAAGCUGAAGAGGCUACAGAUCAAACUACAAAGGAGGAUUUUGGUGAGGAUAAGGAACAGGAGCCUGUCUUUGAUGGAACAGAGGUCCCUGAGAUGGAAGCUAGUCGGAGCACAUCUACUCGUUCAUUGGAUCUUGAUCCAGAGACACAGGGUGUAGUCGAUAAAGCAGUGGCACUUAAAAACUUUGUUAAGGAGAAGAGUGUAGUUGCAGUAUCCAGCGUUCUGCGUCGCCUUUCUGGAAAAAAAGAUGAAGAGGGACCCGAUGCUUUUGAUGAUGAAAAUAAGGUUGUACUUGAUUCCAUUGAAAACAGUGAUGGAAAAGAAGUCCCUGAGAAAACAAUGGAGAAAUCUGCAUGGAAUCCUUUAAGCUAUAUUAUGAUGUCACAUGAUGCAAAUGCAGACAAUGAAGCUGAGCAGAGGGUGGAAGUUAUCAAAGGAUCAGCACAACCUAUAGCCAUGAAAGGAAGAAUUAUAUUGUACACUAGGCUAGGAUGCUCGGAUUGCAAUGGGGCUAGGUUAUUUUUGUACUGGAAAGGGCUCAGGUAUGUUGAAAUUAACAUUGAUAUUUAUCCCAGUAGAAAGCUGGAGCUAGAGAAGAUUUCUGGGUCUUCUGCUGUUCCAAAGGUGUUCUUCAAUGAAAUCCUCAUCGGUGGCUUGAGUGAGCUAAAGGCCUUGAAUGAGUCUGGAAAGAUUGAUGACAAGAUUGAUUAUUUGAUUAAUGAAGCACCAUCAUUUGAAGCUCCUUUACCGCCUCUUUCUGGUGAAGAUGACCUCUCCAAUAGCGGGGCUAUUGAUGAACUAGCUUUAAUUGUCCGAAAAAUGAAAGAAUCUAUCAUUGUUAAGGACCGAUUUUAUAAAAUGCGAAGGUUCACCAGCUGUUUCCUAGGUUCAGAAGCUGCAGAUUUCUUAUCAGAAGAUCAGUAUUUGGAAAGGGAAGAGGCUAUCGAAUUUGGACGAAAGCUUGCUAGCAAACUCUUUUUUCAACAUGUUCUUGAAGAGAAUCUGUUUGAGGAUGGUAACCAUUUGUAUCGCUUCUUGGAUGAUGAUCCUAUUGUGUCAUCUCAAUGUCACAACAUCCCAAGGGGUAUAAUUGAUGUCAAGCCAAAGCCUAUUGUAGAAAUUGCGUCAAGGCUGAGAGUUUUGUUCUAUGGAAUUCUUGAAGCCUACACAUCAAAAGAUGGAAAGCAUGUGGAUUACAGAAGUAUUCAUGGAAGUGAGGAAUUUGCAAGGUAUUUGAGAAUAGUUGAGGAGCUCCAAAGAGUGGAAAUCCAGGAUAUGGCAAGGGAGGAGAAGCUUGCUUUCUUUAUAAAUCUCUAUAAUAUGAUGGCCAUCCAUGCAAUAUUGGACUUAGGUUAUCCAGCUGGGCCGCUAGAACGAAGGAAGUUGUUCGGAGACUUCAAGUAUGUAGUUGGCGGGUCCACCUACUCACUUUCAGCUAUUCAAAAUGGCAUUUUAAGGGGCAACCAGCGACCGCCAUUCAAUCUCAUGAAGCCAUUUGGUGCAAAAGAUAAACGUUCCAAGGUGGCUCUCCCUUACUCAGAGCCUCUUAUACACUUUUCACUUGUUUGUGGUACCCGAUCUGGGCCUGCACUGCGAUGCUAUUCUCCAGGGAAUAUUGAUAAAGAGUUGAUGGAGGGAGCCCGUAAUUUUCUAAGAAAUGGAGGGAUUGUUAUUGAUUUGAAUGCCAAGGUUGCAUCGGCUAGUAAGAUCCUUAAAUGGUAUAGUGCAGACUUUGGCAAGAAUGAGGUAGAGGUACUGAAGCAUGCAUCAAACUACUUGGAGCCUGCUGACUCAGAAGCGUUACUGGAUUUGCUUGCCAACUCUCAGUUGAAGGUGAUAUAUCAGCCUUACGACUGGAGUUUGAACUGCUAGUGUCAGUUUUAGUAUUCUUACACACCAUAUACCACUACAAAUAGCUUCCUAGUUUUGGAAAAAUUAGCACUAGGGAAGCUUUGAGAAUUUGUUGCUGUUGUUGUUCCAUUACUCUUACUAUCUUCCACCAAUGGCAUAUAGUAGCCUGUGCAUUGGAACAAUAUGGUUGCACUUGUUGGAUGGCUAAGCUUCUAAGCUCAAGGAAAGUUAGUUUCAUAUACA
Messenger RNA from Alnus glutinosa, 2810 nucleotides. RefSeq lists its product as uncharacterized. The transcript is spliced from 7 exons. Gene Ontology annotation, biological process: intracellular signal transduction. The coding region runs from base 327 to 2588 and encodes 753 amino acids. The record is from RefSeq and is a predicted model, not a curated record. NCBI's taxonomy places the organism in Eukaryota, Viridiplantae, Streptophyta, Magnoliopsida, Fagales, Betulaceae.